Messenger RNA from Frieseomelitta varia, 2761 nucleotides. Its product is annotated as transcription factor IIIA-like. The record is from RefSeq and is a predicted model, not a curated record. The coding region runs from base 267 to 1862 and encodes 531 amino acids. Gene Ontology annotation, biological process: regulation of transcription by RNA polymerase II. The transcript is spliced from 6 exons. Gene Ontology annotation, cellular component: nucleus. NCBI's taxonomy places the organism in Eukaryota, Metazoa, Arthropoda, Insecta, Hymenoptera, Apidae.
CGCGACUUAUCGAUACACGUUAAUCCCGACGCGACGUGAAGAUAGGCACGGAAAGAAUUGAAGGAUAGGCAGAGAGACGGCUGUGCUGUGAAUAGCAGCCUGAAUAUAUUGAAAUGACAACAAAUGAUUGAUACUGCAGCGAAUGUUGUAAUAUGAGGUGAAACAAGGAGAGGCAUCGCGGCGCGAACGGGGAGCGCACUUCGUUGGUUAUGUGAGCAUCGAAACGCGUCGUCAUUCGCCCGUUCUCCACGCAUAUUGGCCGCAGGAUGGGCCAGGGUACGGAUACAUGCACGGACAGGCCCGCCGAAGUGAGCGUCAUCAGAUUCGUUUCCAGGAAUCGUACCAUCGAGGAAAUAGCCCCGAAGAAGGAAAUAUAUACCUGCAAACAACGAGGCUGUGGCAAAACAUUUACUAACCAAGAUGAAUACAAAACGCAUGAGGCUCUCGAGGCUUUGAAGAUUAGGUUUAUUUGUCGAGAACCAGGAUGUGGAGAAGAAUUGUCGGACCCUGGAAGUAUGUGGCGUCAUUAUCAAGAAUGGCACAAUAAUGAAACAAAUGUAUUUAUAUGCCCAUAUACAAAUUGCGGCUCCUUGCAUACAACCAGUAUUAAUCUAGAGGAACAUAUCGAAAACUGCCAUAGACAACCGCCAGCAUUGCCAACGGAGCCGGAAGUAAUAUGCUUCGAAGAUCCUGAGAAUGCAAUGGACGAGGAAGUUGUACAAAGCGCAGAUGAAUGUUACGAGAAGAGAACAAACGAAUCUCUCGCGGUAAAAGUAUGCCAAUACGAAAAUAAUAACGAGCAAAAUCUUCUCAGAAACGAUAAUGCACAACAAAAGAACGAAGUAGUCCAUGAUCAGGGUAACGCGAACGAUAGCCCGAAAGAAGAUUACUCUUCCGUUAGUGAGUCUUUGAACGAGGCCGGCGCAUUUUCUAUAAACGAAAGUUUAAUACUAAAUACAGAGAAUUUUCUGUCUAAGUACGAGAGUAACACCAACAAAUGUUCAGAACUCCAAAGUGAACAUUCCCAGGAAAAGACUAAUGUAGUUUACGUAAACGGUGAUAUUACCAUUACUAAGAAUAUGAAAAAUGAAAUUUGCAGUAUGAACGCGAGAAAUCAGGAGCACCGAAUCGAGCUAGAUAAUCUAGAGAAAAUUUUUAGAAACGAACUCGACCGCGAUGUUUCAAAAACCGACGAAAAUACUAUGGAAACGAACAGCAAUUGUUCGGACGACGAGGAGUAUACCCCAAAGAAACAACGUAUGUCUAGGUACAAGCAAGAAAUUUACAAAUGUGCAGUUAACGGCUGUGGGAGAAAAUACAAGUACAUAUCCCAUUAUCGUCAUCACCAGGAUAGUCAUAAACUAGCAGCCAAUACAAUUAGUUCGAAUUCUAAUAAAUCGAUACUGAAAUUAAAACAAGGGAAAGCCUCAACCGUCAGUUUCUUCUUAUGCAAGAUUCCUGGUUGUGGAGCUCAGGUGAGCAAUGUGACCGGUCUGUGGAAACAUUACCAGGACAAUCAUGCUAAUUCAAAACUGCCACUAGUACAAGGGACUAAAAAUAGUGAAGUAUUUCGUUGCAAAAUUCCUGGAUGUGAAACAGAGUUUAGUACAACAGUAAUGCUCUACAAGCACUUUACCGAAGUGCAUUCAAACGGCACUGGUAAUAAUGCUAGCACAAAUACAAAGACUGGGAAUGGGAGUAGUUUUCAUUACACUGAGAUAUUUAAAGAUGAUACUACUAACCCGCAAGCAAAUUUUAAGACUGACUUUAAAGCAAAGAACAAUAUUAAUGUAAAUGACUGUACAAUAAGUACUGAUGAUCAAAGAUCGUCGUCGGUUGUUAAGAAGGAGGCGCGGGAUUGAUUCCAAACAGGUUGGCAUCGUAAACGUGAGAAUAAUUAAUUAUAGCGGUGAAUCAGAGUACUUUACCGGGGCCGCAAGCAUUUGAAUUAUUGUUCCUCCUUCUUUACGAAUAGAGACGUCUCUAUUCUUCAUUCUUUAUCUUUUUGACUAGUCACUUUUUAAUUACGCUUUUAUUUGUUUUAUGAGGGACGGCCCUCGUUAACUACUCAAAUCUUUGUGACUAUAACUCCAAAUCAUAGAAAUGUAAAAUAGAGAGAUAACUCUAGGAUUAUCAGAGUUGUUUUUCUAUAAAUAUCAAUUGUUUCAGUGCAAAUAUACGAUACAAAUUUCAUAGCUUAUAAUGUUAGAUUAAAUUUAACUUUUUAUUUGAAAGUUAAAAUGAAUAAAAAAAAAAACAUAUUUUCAAUGUUUUUAAGUAUAUUUUGUUGAAAUUUAUUCACAAUGUAGUAAAAAAUGUUAUUACAAACAUCAUAUACAAAAUAAAUAUUAAAUCGACUUGUUUGUAAUAUUUACAUUUAAAAAAAAAAAGAUAUGAAAAGCAACUCGAACAAAUUUAAAAUGUUAAAACUCAAUAUUCAAUCAAUACAACAGUAAACGCAAAGUAAAAAUACAAUUUCGUAGAUUGAUAUGCCUAGUGUGGCAGAUAUAAGAAUAAAAUUCUUGAAAAACCACGAGAAAAAACUGUUCACUGCAGUAAUUUGUGCGCAUGUUAAUAUAAAACUCUUGACUUUCCAUACUAAUUUUUACUAUUUUAUAUUAUUGUAUCAUUUUAAUGUAAUUUAUGUUAGAUCAUGUCGUAGUUAUUGUAGUAGAUAUUGUAGGUAAAUAAGCAUUACAUAGCAUUUUCAUUUAUAUGUCUGUACAUUGAAAAAUAAAGUGCAAUAGUAAGUUGAAAAAGA